UCUCUCAGAGGGGAGAAUGCAAAAGGAAGGGAAACAAAGGGAGAAGGGAAGAGAUGAACCGCACGCGACAUAGCAAGCAAUUACACAUCUGAUACUUAGCUGGCUAUGAUAGGUAUGCAGGUUGGUGGACUUUGGUCAGAUUUAGGGAAGCGCUUCUGCGCUCUCGCAGCUUCCGAGUUUGUCUUUUGGCUCUGGUUUAUAUAUUUAUUUGUCGAGUGGGCACACCAGACUGCGUUGAGGGGUGGCUGGGCUGAGCGGUUGGUUCCAAGGUUGUGGUAUAGAGGAUAUUAAAAGGAAAGGAAAUAAAAACUCUCUUCUCUGCAG
This is a messenger RNA of Parathielavia appendiculata, 324 nucleotides long. RefSeq lists its product as uncharacterized. The record is from RefSeq and is a predicted model, not a curated record. The transcript has a single exon. Bases 106 to 291 code for a protein of 61 amino acids. Lineage: Eukaryota; Fungi; Ascomycota; Sordariomycetes; Sordariales; Chaetomiaceae.